Messenger RNA from Aspergillus lentulus, 2808 nucleotides. Its product is annotated as secretory pathway Sec39 family protein. NCBI's taxonomy places the organism in Eukaryota, Fungi, Ascomycota, Eurotiomycetes, Eurotiales, Aspergillaceae. The record is from RefSeq and is a predicted model, not a curated record. Gene Ontology annotation, biological process: retrograde vesicle-mediated transport, Golgi to endoplasmic reticulum.
AUGGCGAUUUCUGCAACGAUAUCUGGUGCUCAUGCGAUUCUUCUAGCAACGCAGCUCUGUGCCACUGGCCAUGUCGUUCAUCUGCCACUCCUCCACGCCCAAUUCCCCGGCUAUUUACCCUUGGAACGUCUCUUGCGCAUUAUCUUGACCUUUCUUCCAGAGAGCACAGAACCGCAGGCCUAUACAUCUGUGCUUCAAGAACUAGUGUCUGGUUCCACGACCGAGUCUUCUGAAGGUGAUGUCGACGUUUCGGCCGUCCAAGUCCUUCCCGAGGCUGUUGCGAGGAAACGCGUCCGGAAGCUUCGUCUACUGCCGCUGAGACACCCUGAUGACGAGGAUAGCGAGCCUUCCGACCUCUUGACUCAAUUUCUUAUCCAUCGGUCCCAUCGCAUAGAUUCCGAGACCGGUCUUCAGCCACUCAUCCUUGACCUUCUUCUGCCAUUCUACCAACGCUCGUCCACCGUGCGUACAUGGUUGAUUUCUAGCAUCCUACCGCUCCUCCGAUUGAAUUAUGAGUAUUACCCGAGUCAAGAUGAGACGUUCUCCUUGAAUACAUUAGAGUCGAUGGACGAUGCAACCGCGGUCAACGUUCUGCUGUCUAUGACGAGUCCGAGAAAAGACGAGAUGGACAUCGCGAGGAACCUCCGUGGACUGGUGGGUGCGUGGAUAUAUGGCAGCAAUCGCGCGAAACGACGCAGGCUCAACGAGGCCGCAAAUCAGAGUGCGAUAUCCCUUCCUCAGGACAGCCACCGCCCGAAGACGACAACAGGUGCUAUAUGGCAACAGGUAAAUGAAUGGUUGCUGUCGCAUAGCUUGGUGGAGCAUGAUACUGCAGUCAACGCCUUUGUUCACUGGGAUGGACCUGGGGACGUGGACCUUGGAGGCUACGGAGAGGAGAAGGAUCAACCAACACAGGACGAAUUGACGGAAAUGCGGACUCGUUAUGGCCAGUCAGGCCUUGCCGUUGUGUACGCAAACUCUGAUACGAGCCGUUCGUCUCUGGAGGGCUCAAUGCAGAUUGUGACAAGAGUGGCUCAGUUACUCAACUUUCGGGACUCUGUGUUUGUUGUACACAAGGAUUCCGCACUUCCUUCGGUGACAUUCGAUGCGGGUGAGAUUCCGUCCACGUCAAGAGUCACUUUGUUACAAAAUGCCUUGCUUCUGAGUUCGAAUCCAUUGACGGUUCCGUCUGCUUCGUCGGUCUCAUUCUUGAGCGCACUACUUCUCUCUUUGCAGGUGCUGCAUGAAUUGGGCGUUUCAAUACCCUGCAGGCAAGCUGCAAACCUGGGCCUGCACAGCACCGAGGAUAUGCAAAUUGCAGAACUUCGCAAUACGGUUAGCUCAAUUGCCAAGCAGGCCACUCCUGGUCGUGAUUGGAAGAAGGUUCGUGAACAGCUGCUAUGGCUUCGCAACUGGCAGGGGAAACAGUUUGAACAGACGUUGGAUCCUUCUCCCUGUCACGGACUGUUUUGGAAGGUCUCCCGGGAUACCCUGGAAACAGAAGUGCUGAGAGCCUUGUUGGAAGCCAAAGAAUAUCAACUGGCCGUGGACAUUUACACCAGGUCUGACCCGGCUCCUCUGGAUCCGAACCAGGUCGAACAAACAGUUCAAGACGCUAUCUUUGCAGCGUAUGACAACGCGAGCAACGGCAAUAGGACGCGAGGGGGAAUGAAGAAGGCUUACGAGAUUCUACAAGCAUUCCAACCACAUUUCCCAGCUUCCGUAACCUUGAAACAAAUCCAGGCGCUCAUAGCAGCGACUCACGCUUUGUCGUUCUACUCUCUAACCUUGCAGCAUGGCGUCCCCUUUCAGCCGGUCAGCAUCCGGGUCCACGCUGAUCCUCUCUCCUUGAUUGAAAAGGUACUCGAUCAGAAUCCAAAGAGCUACACAAAACUCGACGAUCUACUUUCCAUUGGACGCAAUCUGGUCGAGGCCGGGCUGCCGACCGGUGCCUCCGAAGACCACGAAUCGCAUUUGGGUGCCACGCCUUCUACGUCGCGGGAAGAUGCGGUGGUCACAGCUGAGCGGCGCGUCAUGUCUCUGGCCAUUUCAUCCGCCCUUUCCUCUAACGACUUUGGCACCGCAUACUCUUACAUCCUCACUCGUCUCACACCCCCUUCACUUUUACCUACCACUUCGCCCCUCACAAAUCCGAACGUCAAAGACGACAUCUCCUGGCGCGCUGUCUACAACGCCGGCCGCUACCGCGCGCCCGUUUCCACCCCUGAGCCGUCCCUGCAAGCCCAGAUCACCCAGCUUUCACAACGCAUGGAGCUCCUUUCUCUAGCGCUCACUCUCGUCCCAUAUCCCGACCCACUCCCAGAGAUUCUCGGCGCAUGGCGUCGCUGCGACGAGGAGAUGAACGUCCUCCGCGCCCAGGAAAGCGCAGAAGAAGAGAUAUGGGACGCCAAGGGCGACAGCCUCUCGACCCUCCCCGGCGGCUUCGGCCCAACGGACACGGAACAAGACGCCUUUGACACCAAGCAGCAACACGCGCGACGUGUCCGCGCCCAACGGCACCGUUCCCACCUCGAAGACGCACCCAUGGGUCUCUUCGAAGUCGCCCGUGGCGCCGCCCUCGCGUUGCAGAAGAACGCCUUCCCCCUACGCGGCGCUGCCUCGGCAGCCGCCGCCUCACCAGACGAAAUGACACCGUCGCGACGAGCGCGCGAAGGCCACGAGGAAUCCAGCCCGCAGUCGCAGGAGGGCCGAGUCCGCAAGAGAGACGUCGUCAGUAACAUGGUGACGGGCGGGCUGGCAAGCGGGAUCGGCUGGGUUCUCGGUGCGCAGCCUGUCAACCGAUCGUAA